Molecule: messenger RNA, 693 nt
Organism: Mercenaria mercenaria
Lineage: Eukaryota; Metazoa; Mollusca; Bivalvia; Venerida; Veneridae
Product: globin-1-like
Exons: 4
Coding region: 148-552 (134 amino acids)
Molecular function (GO): heme binding; oxygen binding
Source: RefSeq, a predicted model, not a curated record
AUACAAGGACACCAAAAAAUCUGGUGUAUAUAAGACACGCGCACGUAGACUAGUCACACAUUUUCCUGUCGGCCAGAUUUACACAUCUUAGAAGAAAUAAAAUUUUAUUUUUGGGGAGUUUGGAACGUUUAAUACUUAGCAUAAAAGAUGAGUUCAGUUGACAAGAAGAAUGUAGCGGAUACCUGGACUGCAGCUUACAAAGAUUGGGAAGAUAAAAAUGGAGUGGCGUUCUAUGAGAGACUCUUCGAGAACAAUCCAGAAAUCAAGGCUGCAUUCACAAACCCCGAUUUGAAAAUACGGUCCAAGUAUUUUGGUAAAAUGGUUCAAUCCUGGAUGGAAAACUUGGAAAAUGAGAGCACACUUGAUGAAAAGAUUGGCGAAAUGUGCGCUAAACAUAAGGAAAGAGGUCAAUCAGACAUUAGACUAUUCAAAGAUGCCCUGACAGAACUUGCUGGUUUCGUCAACGACACCGUUGGAAUGAAUAGUGAUCAACAAGCGUCAUGGCAAAAGAUAAACGACGUCAUUUUGGACAUAAUGAAGACUAAAUUCUAAACUAUCUUGAGUUGAAUCAAACAUUAAGUCACAUGUAUGCAUAUAUGUUUAACAGAUUCAUGCGAUGUAUAUAUAGCAUGUUCCUAUGAUCUACAAACGUCUAUACACAACAUACUUGGAAUUAGGCAUUGCCACAAAAAU